Messenger RNA from Arabidopsis thaliana (thale cress), 1636 nucleotides. RefSeq names its product arogenate dehydratase 2 (gene ADT2). The transcript has 11 exons. NCBI's taxonomy places the organism in Eukaryota, Viridiplantae, Streptophyta, Magnoliopsida, Brassicales, Brassicaceae. Gene Ontology annotation, biological process: L-phenylalanine biosynthetic process. The coding region runs from base 32 to 1177 and encodes 381 amino acids. Gene Ontology annotation, molecular function: prephenate dehydratase activity; arogenate dehydratase activity. The record is from RefSeq and is marked reviewed. Gene Ontology annotation, cellular component: chloroplast stroma; chloroplast.
CUCAUCAUAAACAGCCGUCAAAACAACAUCAAUGGCAAUGCACACUGUUCGAUUGUCGCCGGCGACUCAACUUCACGGCGGUAUCUCUAGCAAUCUGUCACCACCCAAUCGAAAACCUAAUAAUUCCAUCGUCCGAUACGGAUGCGGAUCUUCGAAGCGUUUCCGUAUCGUAACGGUCUUGGCGUCACUCCGGGAAAACGAUGCAAACGGAAGGGAUAACUCCGUGAGAGCUAUGGAAGUGAAGAAGAUCUUUGAAGACUCGCCUCUGCUUCCUAAGCCGUUAUCAUCGAACCAGCUCACGGAAUCUGUCUCUAAUGGCUCCCGCGUUCGUGUUGCGUAUCAGGGAGUACGAGGUGCAUACAGCGAAUCAGCUGCUGAGAAGGCUUAUCCAAACUGUGAAGCUGUUCCAUGCGAAGAGUUUGACACUGCUUUUGAGGCGGUUGAGCGGUGGCUUGUUGACAGAGCUGUUUUACCGAUUGAGAACUCUUUAGGUGGAAGCAUCCAUAGAAAUUAUGAUCUUCUGCUGCGACACAAUUUGCAUAUUGUAGGCGAAGUCAAGCUAGCUGUUCGGCACUGUUUGUUGGCUAACCACGGUGUAAAUAUUGAAGAUUUGAGAAGGGUGCUUAGCCAUCCACAGGCUCUUGCCCAAUGUGAAAACACGUUAACCAAAUUGGGGUUGGUCAGAGAAGCAGUAGAUGAUACUGCUGGCGCUGCGAAGCAAAUUGCAUUCGAAAAUUUAAAUGAUGCAGCUGCAGUUGCCAGUGAAAAAGCUGCAAAGAUAUAUGGUUUGAACAUAGUCGCUAAAGAUAUCCAGGAUGACUGUGAUAAUGUUACAAGGUUUCUAAUGCUCGCAAGAGAACCCAUUAUCCCUGGAACUAACAGACUCUUUAAGACAAGUAUAGUUUUCUCGUUAGAGGAAGGGCCUGGAGUACUUUUCAAAGCGCUUGCUGUGUUUGCCCUUCGGCAAAUCAACCUCACAAAGAUUGAAAGCCGCCCUUUAAGGAAACAUCCUCUCCGAGCAUCUGGAGGACUAAAAUACUUUGACUAUCUUUUCUAUGUGGACUUUGAAGCAUCUAUGGCUGAUGAAGUUGCUCAAAACGCACUUAGGCAUCUCGAGGAGUUUGCUACCUUUUUGCGGGUACUGGGAAGCUACCCAGUGGACACUACAAUGCUCUAAACAUUUCAAACAUCUUCUUGGUAAAUAGUUCAUUGGUUUGCAUUUCGGAUCUGAGUUAGUAAAAUUAUAUCAAGUGAGGUGAAAUAUUUGAAUAGUUUGUGACAGAGAUCCGCUUGAUGAUAUCAUAAUCCUGGUAUAAGGAGCUAUAUCCCUGAGGUGAGGUCUGAGAGGAGUCACCACCUUACAAGACAUUCCGCUCUUGUUACAAAUUCUGUUUAGUUUUCCAAAAAAGAUCAUCUUUGUUUUUAGUAAGAAUGUAGUCACUAAGUCAGAUAUCAAUGACAAAUACCAAAGAACUAGUGUUUUUUCGUGUUUCAUCCAUACAUAGAUACUUAUCCUGUGUCUUUUUUAGAAAUUUCUUUUUGUAUGACGUUUCAAAAUUUUGAUUGACUAUUGUUAGUGGUAUAUCUUUGAGUUAAUAAACGAGAUAUAAUCUGUUUUCCUGUUCACAAAAAAAAA